This is a messenger RNA of Rhincodon typus (whale shark), 1141 nucleotides long. RefSeq names its product tyrosine-protein kinase BAZ1B-like. The coding region runs from base 107 to 1141 and encodes 344 amino acids. Lineage: Eukaryota; Metazoa; Chordata; Chondrichthyes; Orectolobiformes; Rhincodontidae. The transcript is spliced from 7 exons. The record is from RefSeq and is a predicted model, not a curated record. Gene Ontology annotation, cellular component: WICH complex. Gene Ontology annotation, molecular function: histone H2AXY142 kinase activity. Gene Ontology annotation, biological process: chromatin remodeling.
GAAGCGGACAGUCCUUUAACCUCUCUUCCCCACCCCCCCACCCCCCUUCCCUAUCACUACCGGCAGGAGCUCCUUCUGAGAGCCGAGCCGGCUGGCCGGCUGGACCAUGGCGCCGCUGCUGGGCAGGAAGCCAUUCCCGCUGGUGAAGCCGCUUACAGAUCUGUCGGCAGAGGAGACCAUCUAUGUGAUCGAGCACAGCGGAGAGGGGUUUCGGAGCAACGAAGAAUAUGAAUCUCGAUUGUCUAGAUAUGCAGAGCGAAUCUGGACAUGUAAAAGCACAGGCAGCAACCAACUCACACACAAAGAGGCCUGGGAAGAGGAGCAAGAAGUAACUGAGCUGCUAAAGGAAGAGUAUCCAGUGUGGUUUGAAAAACCUGUAUUAGAACUAGUCCAUCACAAUACAUUGUCCCUAGACAAAUUAGUUGACAAAACAUGGAUGGAGAUCAUGACGAAGUUUGCUAUUGGAGAACACUGCGAACUCCAGGUUGGGGAAAAUAAAAUCCUUCCUGUAGUAGUGUUAAAAGUCCAUCCUCUAGAGCCAAAGGAAGAAUCAUCUUCUCAGAAGAAAACUGAUGGAUCCUGUGACUCACCUUCCAGUGACAAGGAGAAUUCCAGCCAGGUGGCACAAGAGAACCUUGGUAUGGAAAUCUGCAACAAAGUUGAGGACAGCAAGAGGGAAAACAAUACAAGUGACAGAGCUCGUCGAUCACCACGAAAGCUGCCUACAAGCCUCAAGAAAGAAGAAAAGAAAUGGGUCCAUCCAAAAUUUCUGCCCUACAAGUAUGAUGUGAAGCUGCAGGAAGAGGACAAAAUAAUUGCUAACGUACCAGUUGAAAGUCUCAUCCGAUCGGAGCGGCCGCCAAACAAGGAAAUCUUGCGAUAUUUCAUCAGGCACAACUCCAUGCGAAUGGGGAUGGGAGAAAAUGCACCCUGGGUGGUGGAAGAUGCGCUCGUGCAGAAAUAUGCACUACCCAGUAAAUUCAGUGACUUCCUGCUGUCUCCAUAUAAGGAGAAGAUGGCACCGAAUAGGGCAAAAAAGGAGACCAAAACUGAAUGCAGUAUUUUGGGUGUAGACUCACCAAGGCCCUGUAUAAUUGCAGCCAGACAUCCCUACUCCAGUUUUCUAAUCCUGUCACUCUGA